Phaethon lepturus (White-tailed tropicbird) is the source of this 2719-nucleotide messenger RNA. RefSeq names its product cleavage stimulation factor, 3' pre-RNA, subunit 3, 77kDa (gene CSTF3). The record is from RefSeq and is a predicted model, not a curated record. Gene Ontology annotation, biological process: mRNA 3'-end processing. Gene Ontology annotation, molecular function: protein binding; mRNA binding. NCBI's taxonomy places the organism in Eukaryota, Metazoa, Chordata, Aves, Phaethontiformes, Phaethontidae. Gene Ontology annotation, cellular component: nucleus. The transcript has 21 exons. The annotation marks the transcript as partial.
CGAAGCGUUGCGCUGGGGCAAGGGAGCGGGGAGCCGCUCCCAGCGUCCGCGCUCGCUAAAACCGGUAAUGCUCCGAAAACUAUGUCUCUCUCAGUCUUUGCGUUUCUGGCUGCUGAAUAUGUCCCAGAAAAAGUGAAGAAAGCUGAAAAGAAAUUAGAAGAAAAUCCAUAUGACCUUGACGCUUGGAGCAUUCUCAUUCGAGAGGCACAGAAUCAACCUAUAGACAAAGCACGGAAGACCUAUGAACGCCUUGUUGCCCAGUUCCCCAGUUCUGGCAGAUUCUGGAAACUGUACAUUGAAGCAGAGAUAAAAGCAAAAAAUUAUGACAAAGUGGAAAAGUUAUUUCAGCGAUGCCUUAUGAAGGUUUUACACAUUGAUUUAUGGAAAUGUUACCUUUCCUAUGUACGAGAAACCAAGGGGAAGCUACCUAGUUACAAAGAAAAAAUGGCUCAGGCAUAUGAUUUUGCUCUGGAUAAGAUUGGCAUGGAAAUCAUGUCAUACCAGAUCUGGGUGGAUUACAUCAAUUUUUUGAAGGGCGUAGAAGCGGUAGGAUCUUAUGCAGAAAACCAGAGGAUAACAGCUGUCCGUAGGGUUUACCAGCGCGGUUGCGUGAAUCCAAUGAUAAACAUAGAACAGCUCUGGAGAGAUUAUAACAAAUACGAAGAGGGCAUCAAUAUUCACUUAGCUAAGAAGAUGAUCGAAGACAGGAGUAGAGAUUAUAUGAAUGCACGACGUGUAGCAAAGGAAUAUGAGACGGUGAUGAAAGGUCUGGACCGCAAUGCUCCCUCUGUCCCCCCCCAAAAUACCCCCCAAGAGGCUCAGCAGGUAGACAUGUGGAAGAAAUACAUCCAGUGGGAAAAGAGCAAUCCUCUACGUACAGAAGAUCAAACUCUCAUAACAAAAAGAGUUAUGUUUGCCUAUGAGCAAUGCCUUUUGGUACUGGGACAUCACCCAGAUAUCUGGUAUGAAGCCGCACAGUACCUCGAGCAAUCUAGUAAACUGCUAGCUGAAAAAGGGGACAUGAACAAUGCUAAACUUUUCAGUGAUGAGGCUGCUAAUAUUUAUGAAAGAGCGAUCAGCACUUUAUUAAAGAAGAAUAUGCUUCUUUAUUUUGCAUAUGCAGAUUAUGAAGAGAGUCGAAUGAAGUAUGAGAAAGUACACAGCAUAUAUAACCGACUCCUGGCUAUUGAAGACAUUGAUCCCACUCUGGUUUAUAUCCAAUACAUGAAAUUUGCAAGGCGAGCAGAAGGCAUAAAAUCUGGAAGAAUGAUAUUUAAGAAGGCAAGAGAGGAUGCCCGGACCCGCCAUCACGUCUAUGUUACAGCAGCUUUAAUGGAGUAUUAUUGUAGUAAGGAUAAGUCUGUGGCCUUUAAGAUUUUUGAGCUCGGGCUGAAAAAAUACGGGGACAUUCCAGAAUAUGUACUGGCAUAUAUCGACUACCUUUCUCACCUUAACGAGGACAAUAAUACAAGAGUUUUGUUUGAACGUGUUUUAACUUCAGGGAGCCUUCCACCUGAGAAAUCUGGGGAAAUCUGGGCUCGGUUUUUAGCUUUUGAAAGUAACAUUGGUGAUCUAGCUAGUAUACUGAAAGUUGAAAAACGGAGGUUUACGGCAUUCAAGGAAGAAUAUGAGGGUAAAGAAACAGCUCUGCUGGUAGACAGGUAUAAGUUCAUGGAUUUGUACCCUUGCUCUGCUAGUGAACUGAAGGCCCUUGGUUAUAAGGAUGUCUCCCGUGCCAAGCUGGCAGCCAUAAUUCCAGACCCUGUGGUUGCGCCUUCCAUCGUGCCUGUUCUCAAAGAUGAAGUAGACAGAAAACCUGAAUAUCCAAAACCGGACACUCAACAAAUGAUUCCAUUUCAGCCAAGACACUUAGCACCUCCAGGUUUACAUCCCGUCCCAGGUGGUGUAUUUCCUGUUCCACCAGCAGCUGUAGUUCUCAUGAAGCUCCUGCCACCUCCUGUUUGUUUUCAGGGUCCCUUUGUUCAAGUGGAUGAGCUCAUGGAGAUAUUCAGAAGAUGCAAACUGCCAGACACUGUUGACGAAGCUGUACGAAUAAUUACUGGAGGCCUACCUGAAAUAGCUGUGGAAGGCAAUGGACCUGUGGAAAAUAAUGCUAUGCUCAACAAGGCUGUUAAGAGACCACAUGAAGAUUCUGAUGACGAUGAGGAGAAAGGAUCUGUAGUUCCCCCUGUACAUGACAUUUACAGAGCACGACAGCAAAAGAGAAUCCGGUGAAACAAGUUUGGAGUUCUACUGUGAUACACAAAGACUUACAUUGAGUCCAUCAGUUUCUUAAAAGUCAAGCAUUUAAAAGGGACAGCUGCAAACAAAAAAGAAAUCUUGAAAAUGGUUUUGUUACUGUGGUGCCUCUUCUCCCAUAUGGUUCUUUAUCCGAAAACAGCCAGAACAACCUUAGAAUGUGCUCUAAGUUUUCAAAACCAAAAGUGCAAAAUGUCAAAACUGCAUUUUGUUCUUAAAGGGUAUUCACAUCCACCACUUGAAAUCUUGUGGGUUUUCAACAGUUUUAUUUUAAAAACUGGAUGGCUUAUACUGGUGAAGCAUUUUUAAUUCACAUUUUCUGGAAAACAGUUGUUCUCAGUUUGUUCAUGUAGUGUCCUGCCUUAUUGUUCGUUUUUAUUUAUGGCAGAAUGUAUGGAAUCUGUUUUGUAGUUGAAAAUGGAAAAAACCAUUCCUUUAAAAUAAAAGGAUAUCCAUAACA